Messenger RNA from Rotaria sordida, 399 nucleotides. NCBI's taxonomy places the organism in Eukaryota, Metazoa, Rotifera, Eurotatoria, Philodinida, Philodinidae. The record is from the annotation of a GenBank genome assembly.
AUGGCUCAAGAAUUAAUCAACAUUAAAGAUGGAACACUUGAACAAGUGACAGAAAAAUGUGCUUAUCUCUAUACGAAAGAAAGUUUUCUCUAUCAAAAGCUGAACGAAUUGAUGCGAUUCGAUGGUGAUAGAGAAAAAUCCAAGAUAUUAUGGGCAAAAGUAAACACACUUGGUCCUUUCGCUCUUCUUCUCAGUGAAAUUCCAGAACACGGAAUGUUAAAAGGUGCACGUGAACAAGGUUUUGUAGUCGAAAAAAGUAAGCAAGAAGGAAAAGAACAACAAUUAAGUGAAGAAAAAAGUAAAGAAAAAAAAAAUCCUGAUGCAAAAAUUUCAUUACAACCAGCUAUUACUGAAACUGUUGUCGAUGGAGCUGCAACCAUAGCUAAGGAUGAUUCUUAA